This is a messenger RNA of Labrus mixtus (cuckoo wrasse), 1396 nucleotides long. RefSeq names its product granzyme A-like. The record is from RefSeq and is a predicted model, not a curated record. Lineage: Eukaryota; Metazoa; Chordata; Actinopteri; Labriformes; Labridae. The transcript has 5 exons. Gene Ontology annotation, molecular function: serine-type endopeptidase activity. Gene Ontology annotation, biological process: proteolysis. Bases 1 to 810 code for a protein of 269 amino acids.
AUGGGUUUUCAGUGCAUCCACCAACAUUUCAAGAUGCUCUACCUCAGGGGCUUCAUUGUUUGUAUCUGUUGUAUGGUUCUCCUCAUUGUCCAGUCAGGUCAUGGCUCUGAGAUUAUUGAUGGGAAAGAAGUGACGCCUCACUCACUGCCCUACAUGGCUCUGCUGCAGAUCAAAACUCCCAAGUGUGGAGGCAUUCUGAUCAGUCCAGACUGGGUCCUGACUGCUGCCCACUGUGGAGAAAUCCAGGAAGUGUUGCUGGGGGUGCACUCCAUCAAUCAAAAGGAAAAGGACUCCAGGCAGGUGCAAAAGGUCAAGAGGUUUCCUCACCCCUGCUACGAUGCGGAUGACAAUGGCAACGACCUCAUGUUGCUCAAGCUGAAUAAAUCAGUGACGAAAACCAAAACAGUGCAAUGGCAUGAGUUGCGUAACAACAUUAAAGCCCCAACUGCCGGCAGCAAAUGCCUCGUGGCUGGAUGGGGGAAAACAAAGAACAAUGCCAGGGGGAUGUCCAAUGUUCUGAUGGAAGUCAAUGUGACCGUGAUCGACAGAAAGAAGUGCAACUCGCCCAAAUAUUACAACCUCAAACCUUUUAUCAGCAGCAGCAUGAUAUGUGCCGGCACAGACGGUAACAACAGCGCAGAUACCUGUGAGGGGGAUUCAGGAGGGCCAAUAUUGUGCAAUGGACAGGUAAUCGGAGUGACUUCUUUUGGAGCAAAAUGUGGCCUAAAGGAAAAGCCUGGAGUGUACUCGUUUCUCUCUGAAAAACAACUCAAAUGGAUCAAAACGACCAUGAAUAAGCCUGACAUAUAAUCAGUUUAUCUCGUUUUUCUCACCAAAGUUAACCACUGCCACUUGCCUGUCUGUCAACCUCCAUUUUAUUCUUAUAGAUCUUCUAUUUUACUUCUGCUUAAUAGUUUUCGCUUAAGAGGAAUUAGAAGUGAACGUUUAUCACAAAUGGUUAAGACGUUUUUAUUGCCUGUUUGCCAAAAAUCAGCCCUAGCUUUAGCUAGCUAGUUACAGCUAAAAAAAAAACAUCCCGACAACAGUUGCCACUUUGGGCAGUAAAGGGCCUGUUUAUAUCGUUAAUGCAAGUCCAAUUAGUAAAUCUGCUGUCCUUACAGUAUAAAUGUAACUAUCUAUUUGGAGAUGAAAGAGAGCACCAAAGUGGCACCUAACAAGUCAACAAAAGAGGCUCACUCUCUGAUUAAAAAGACGUGGGUUUUUGUCAUAAAGGUUCACUCUUUGGCAUGUCUCAUUAUCUCUUCAUUAUUGAUGCAUGUAUAUGGAUGCAAGAAAUCCCUAUCAAUGACAUUAGAGCAGCACCUUAAAGAUCUGUGUUUCAAUUUUCUUGUUUCAGUUUGUGUAAAAGCAAUGUUCAAAUAAAAAACUUUUGAUG